AUGUCGAUUAGGCUCUCACAUCGAUUGAUCUUCAAGCGAUCGUUGCCACUUACAUGUUACAUCCUCUUUGUUCUUUUGCUUACGUUCUACAUUUAUGAGAAGCCAAGACCCUUAGGGAAAUUCCAGCACAUUGGCUGGCAAGCGUUCGACACUAUCACUCCGGGGGUUCCAGCUCCGUCUGAACCGCACGAUCCAUCCCGACCAACAAACACUAGUUCAGUGGACUGGUGGGACGUAGUGAAUGAUGACUCCAAUGUGCCUCCGACUAGCUUACCUCUUGAUAUUUGGAAUCCUCUGCUUCCACAUCACACAGGCUUGACGGAAAUUGCUGUCAAGCCUUGCUUGUUACAUCCUUCCCUCGUCCCGUAUUGCCAUCCACGAACGACAUUGGAAGAUGAUGCCCUUAAAGGGAAAUGGGUUCGAGUUGAACGCGACCUGAACUCUCGAACGGGUCGUUGGUAUUUGCACCUUUGGUACAGACGGUCAAGACGCUUGGACGUCCCACUCAUUACUUCCCUUCUCAUCUUGGCUGACGACGAGAUUGAGUUGAUACCUGAACCCAAGUCUGCCUGGCACAAAGUUCCGGGCUCCUUGGUUGACGGGGUGCAUCCUUCUCAAAUGGACAUCUACCUCUGGUACAAGCUGCGACCACCGCUUCAGGAUGCUUCAGACGAUGAAGAGAUACAGGAAGCGAUCACAGAACUGGACAUCCUGUAUGGGGAUGGUCCUCCUAUGUUUGGCUUCGAAAAGCUGAGCAGGCAAAUUUUCGUUGGCCACGGGCCUAGAACCUCAUCUGUCUCAGUUGUUUUCCGGAGAGGUGUGAAGCGUACCCCAAGGGGAAAACCACCCCAUUUUAACCGGGAUGGGACGUAUAAAAUUAUGCAAAUCGCUGAUUUACACUACUCGGUGUCAGAAGGAGUGUGUCGCGAUACAAACAUGAGCCCACCAUGCAAGAAGGGUGAUGUCACAACAGAUACGCUUCUCUCCAGAGCUCUAGAUAUAGAAAAACCUGAUCUGGUCGUCUUCACCGGUGACCAGUUGAAUGGGCAGGGCACUUCAUGGGACUCCAAGUCUGUUCUUGCAAAGUUUGCGAAAACCGUGAUCGAUAAGGGUAUAAACUGGGCCGCUGUAUUUGGGAAUCAUGAUGACCAGACGGACUUGAAUAGAAUUGAGGAGAUGAAGAUAUUGGAGGCCCUCCCGUUCAGUUUGUCGAAGGCUGGACCAAGGGAAGUAGAUGGGGUAGGGAAUUACGUUCUGAAAGUCAGAAGCCCAGAUCCGUCGAAGACACAUUUGUUGACGUUAUACUUUAUUGAUUCUGGUGCAUACGCUAGCAGAGGCUGGUCGUUUUGGAAACCUCCGGAGUAUGAUUGGAUUAAGCCAGUAUGUUCUCAUCGUAUAGAUCCCAUUGAACGACCCUUCACUCCAGACGGUGGGAAAGACCUUGGACAUAUUUGGAACGUCGCAUUGGAGUCUCGGCAAAAUCAAUCAUCGAAGACGCUCGCGAAACCCAACGCGAUGGUUUUCUUCCACAUACCUUUGCCCGAAGCGUAUUACCCCGCGGAUGAGGACACAAAGAAACCGUCAAGAUUCAAUGUGGGCGAGGAACUUGAUGGACCAGGCUCCCCAAAACACAACAGUGGUUUCUUCGAAGCCGGCAUACUGCGCGUGACAGAGUCGGAGGCUGGUGGACGCGAAAUCAAGGUCAUAGGGAAUGGGCAUUGCCACAUCACCGACCGGUGUAGGAGAAUAAGUGGAGUAUGGAUGUGCUUUGGUGGUGGCGGUUCGUAUUCGGGAUAUGGCAGGAUAGGGUUUGACCGAAGGUUCCGGAUUUAUAACGUGAGCGACUUUGGUGAAACCAUCCAGACAUACAAGUGGACCGAAAGUGGACAUGUAAUUGACCAGCAGAUUCUGACUGGGAGAGGCGCUCCACCGCCUUUCGGGAGGACAUGA
This is a messenger RNA of Cantharellus anzutake, 1950 nucleotides long. Its product is annotated as Metallo-dependent phosphatase-like protein. The transcript has 9 exons. Gene Ontology annotation, molecular function: phosphoprotein phosphatase activity. The coding region runs from base 1 to 1950 and encodes 649 amino acids. Gene Ontology annotation, cellular component: cytoplasm. The record is from RefSeq and is a predicted model, not a curated record. NCBI's taxonomy places the organism in Eukaryota, Fungi, Basidiomycota, Agaricomycetes, Cantharellales, Hydnaceae.